CGCGUAUCCGUUUCCGGCCGCCAUUUGUUAGUCGUGUUGCUAAUAGAGUUCGUGUGGAAACGUCAUUGUAACUUUUAUACGUUGGAAAUAUGGGUUGUGACGGUGGAACUAUCCCCAAACGCGACGAAUUGGUGAGAAAGAAAAAGAAAGUAGAACAGAAGGAUAAAGAUUCCGAGUUGUCAUUUCGUUGGAAUCAUUGCAGUAUCACGCAGCAACCUCUUCAGACCCCAGUUGUAGCAUGUGGUAUGGGGAGAUUAUAUAACAAAGAUUCAGUUAUUGAAGCGGUUUUGGACAGGAGCAAUUUACCGGAAACAGCACAGCAUAUAAAAAAUUUGAAGGAUGUUAAGGAUUUGCAGCUUACUCCAAAUCCAUCGUUUAAGUCAUCAGCAGAGAAAGGCGAUUCAUAUGUUGAUCGCCAGUCAGCACCAUACAUCUGCCCAGUAGUUGGACUUGAGAUGAAUGGGAAGUUUCGUUUUGUGUUCCUCUGGGGUUGUGGCUGUGUCAUGUCAGAAAGAGCUCUCAAAGAAGUAGAAUCCAAACUGUGCCAUAAGUGCCAGCAGCCUUUCUCGCAGGAAGACGUAGUGGUUCUAAAUGGAACAUCUGAAGAUUUGGAUGUAAUGAAGACAAAGCUAGAGGCUCGCCAGGCCCGCCUUAAAGCUGAGAAGAAAGCUCGUAAUGAUGCGAAGCGUAGAGGGAAAGUUGAUGCAACAGCCUCAUCAACAGAAGCAUCAAAUAACAUCCAGGACAGUGCAAAUAAAUUGAUUGAGCUCUCAAGCAAAAACCAGAAUCCUGAAGAAGAGGCCAAAUCAUCUGCUAAUGGAGAGAAAGGGAGCCAGAAAUCAAAAUUACAAAAUGGGAGAUCAGACCUAAAGGCAAAGAAUGGUGUCAGAGAUAAGGUACCAAAUAUACCAACCAAGAGACCAGUGGAAGUAAACCUUGAAGACCCAGUAUUUAAGAAGACAAAAGGAUCUUACAGUGUGGCAAAUGAUCCAAAAGCGACUGAUGUGUUUAAAUCGUUGUUCACAACCCAUCAGAAAGCCCGGCAACAAAACAAAGCACAUUGGGUUACUUACAAUCCCUUCUAUAAUUGAUAUGGUUGUAUUUAUAUUAUGUAUAUAAUUGUUUUUAUGAUACAAUAAAUGUGAGCUACCACAUUC
Molecule: messenger RNA, 1157 nt
Organism: Cryptotermes secundus
Lineage: Eukaryota; Metazoa; Arthropoda; Insecta; Blattodea; Kalotermitidae
Product: replication termination factor 2
Exons: 5
Coding region: 90-1091 (333 amino acids)
Biological process (GO): site-specific DNA replication termination at RTS1 barrier; mitotic DNA replication termination
Cellular component (GO): nucleus
Source: RefSeq, a predicted model, not a curated record